Molecule: messenger RNA, 1899 nt
Organism: Cydia fagiglandana
Lineage: Eukaryota; Metazoa; Arthropoda; Insecta; Lepidoptera; Tortricidae
Gene: MED11
Product: mediator of RNA polymerase II transcription subunit 11
Exons: 2
Coding region: 106-513 (135 amino acids)
Biological process (GO): regulation of transcription by RNA polymerase II
Cellular component (GO): mediator complex
Molecular function (GO): transcription coregulator activity
Source: RefSeq, a predicted model, not a curated record
UUAAGGGAGGGACGAGGGUCAAGCUUCGAAGCGAAGUGAUAUUUUUUUUGGAAAACACUAUAAAUUGUUUGUUUCUUAAAUAAUUUUAAUACAAAAACGUUAAGCAUGGCUGGCCCGAUGGAAAGAAUUACGGUUCUCGACGAUAUUGAAAAGGAAAUUAUAACAUGUUUACAGUGUGCAGCACAAGCUCUUCUCGAACUAGGCAAAGAGAAAUCUAGCCAAAAGCAGGCAGAGUCCAACACAUCUCAAUUUCUGCGGACACUAAGCCAGGUUGAGAGCAAGUUGAGUGAUCAGAUCAACUAUCUGACGCAAGUGUCCACCGGUCAGCCGCACGAGGGCUCGGGCUACGCGUCACAGAAAGUACUACAGAUGGCGUGGCACCGCCUGGAGCAUGUGCGCUCCUGGGUAAACGAACUGGACCGCCUGAAGGCUUCACAUUUAGCGGCUAGCACUAGGAGUGUAACUAGCAACGUCCCUAAUGGAAAUAUGACUAACUCUGGAACAAGCACAUGAUUACAGUGUUACAACAUUUUUCAGUAAAUCAUCCAUCUGUACCACCUAGAAUCCUGGAGAAUAAUACAUGAUACAGUGGAUGGAUACAUUGUCAGUGAAAGGACUAUGUAGCUUAAAAUAUAGUAAAUUGAACAUUGACUUGUGUAAACACUAAUCAUAUAGUAGUAUAGCAAGAGGUUGGAAAGCUUACUGUGCUAUUUAACAUGUGCAGUUGAGCAAUAAUGUUUAUAGAUGUCACAUAUGCGCUUAGCAACAAAUUAAUUGAUGUUGCUGGUCCAAAUAUGUUAAGCCUCCUGUCCAUAUCAUCGAACAUUGACUCGCGCGCAAUGGAUACCGGGAUUACCGGGCUGCCGCGCGAGCCACUGAGUUUGCUUCAUUUUCUAUUGGUACUUAAUUUCUUUUACAUGACUGCCCAAAAAAAGUGUAUUUUAGCAUUAGAAAAAGAGUAAACUAUCUUGAUGUGUGCAAAAUAAGUCACUGCAAAUAUGUAACAUUUAUAUAGCCUAUAUUAUCAUUAUCAUCAUUUGCAUUAUUUUGGUUUUGUAAGUACUAAUAGGUAGUAAACAAAGUGUUUUUUAAUUUAAAAAAAACGUGCAUUCAAUGUUAUAAAGACCUAUUUUGUGUUUACUAUAGUGAUAUAAUAAUAUGAUUUUCUCUAUAGCAGUGUUUUUCAAACUGUGAGACUCCAGGGGGGUCGCAAAAGCUCUGCCAGCCUUUGAACAAUACAAAAGCAAAACAUUUUGUUCAUACUAGGGAAGUCCCGUCAUGAAAAAGUUUGAAAAACACUGCUCUAUAGCUUCGCAAUCCAAGAUAUAAUGCAGCCAGUUCAGGCCAACCAUCUCCAUUUUCAAGAUCUCUGACUUGAUAUGGGAGAUCAAGAUUUAAUUAGAUUUAGGUCUAGGUUUUAUAUUGUACCAUAAUGUAUGUAUCUGUGUAAUAAAAUAGAUCUAAUAAUGGUAUGAGAAGCAAAAAUAAUUUCUUAGUAAGUUAGUAUUGGAGAAAAAAUUAUUUGUCAUUGUAACAUUAGAGUAUCUCAUUCUGAGUUUCAUUUGAUAAAUGGCUUGUAACCUGUAAUUGCUGUAGGUAUGUCUCUUUCUAACAAAUUUGUUAAAUGGAGAGGCAAAGUACACACACACACCACCACCCUGUUGUUUUUUAUGUAUUUUGAAGUUACUGAGUGUUCCAUACUUUUGAUGUUGGUGUUGCAUGAUGAGAAACUUGUAAGCAAUAGCAUACCUAUCAUCAAUUGUGGGAGCCCCAGUUAGACAGAAAUACUUGUAAAACUUAUAAAUAUUGUAUAGGGUUAGUAUUGUUUAAUGCUGUCUUUAGUACCUACAUAACUGUAAUUUGUUGUAAAUUUCAAUGAAAAUUAAACAAUUAAACGUA